AUGCUCUUCUCAACAGCAAUAAUUUCCACUGCCGCCUUUGGGCUCGCCGCCGCCACUCCCAUCAUCACCCAGCGUGCAGGUGGAGGCGGUCCUUCGGUGGUGGCGGGCAAGGGCUUCUUCCUCGCCGUGCAGGGCGACCUGCGCGAGAUGGACCCGGAGAACGCCGCCAACAACGCAUGGGUGCUGAGCCUGCAGCGCGUGGCGACGGGCUUCUACGCCUCGGUCAUCGAGCCCCGGGACCGGGACAAGACCAAGAACCCCACCUUCUACAUCAACGGGACCACCGCCGACCAGCAGACGCUGAACCUCGACGUCCCCGGCGCGUUCCCGCUGUCGGCGGUCGUGGGGUCGAGCGAGGACGUCGCCGACGGCGAGAACGUCGUCUCGUUCCGCAACAAUGCCGCCACCAAGGGCCUGACCGCCUCCAAGCGCGCCGCCGACGGAAUCCCAAUCCUGAAUGGUCCAUCGUCCGGUGGUGGUUGGGCCGUCUGCAGGCGUGAUCUGCCCACCAACACGGGCCCGGUCUCGGUCAUGAUGCCGAGGUUCGUCAAGGCGGGCGAGAGCGCCCCCGAGGGCUGUGUGACGGUCGACUUUGUGCUUCUAUGCAAGGAUCUCGCCGAGCUGCAGCCGACUGAUGGGUGGAACCAUGACAAUGUCAGCGAGAUUAGCUGUGUGGCUAACUGA
This is a messenger RNA of Pyricularia grisea, 684 nucleotides long. RefSeq lists its product as uncharacterized. Bases 1 to 684 code for a protein of 227 amino acids. NCBI's taxonomy places the organism in Eukaryota, Fungi, Ascomycota, Sordariomycetes, Magnaporthales, Pyriculariaceae. The transcript has a single exon. The record is from RefSeq and is a predicted model, not a curated record.